AUGGAUAUCGAGAAGGGAAAGUGGACGAAGAAUCUGAUCAUCAAGGCGUGGAAGCGAUGCAGUACUCUACCGAGACAAAGCAGCAGCAAAGCGUCUACUGCGGCAGCUUCACUGACAAGGAGCAAAUCAUGGAGCUCCAGUAGUACUAAUAAUACUGGCACUUGGAAACAGAAGAAGAACAAGGCCAAGACAUGCAAAGUCGCUCCGGUCGGAUGUUUCACAGUCUACGUCGGACCCGAAAAGCAGCGAUUUGUGGUGAGGAUGGAGUUUGUUAACCAUCCAUUGUUCAAGACGCUGCUGGAGGAUGCGGCAUUGGAGUAUGGCUACAAAAGUGACGGUCCAAUUUUGCUUCCUUGCGAUGUGGAUCUGUUCUGCAAUGUUUUGGCACAGAUGGAGAGCGAUGAUAUUGAUGAGGAUAUGGUUGGCGUUUCCAGUACUUGUUCUCCUAUAAGCUUCAGUCCAGCUCGUCGUAGAAAUAAUUGUGGCAGCAACAGAGGUUACGGCGGUUCUUAUAGGAUGCUCACUCCAACCUCAUCGUCAUCAUCAAUGGUGGUUGCUUAG
Molecule: messenger RNA, 561 nt
Organism: Fragaria vesca subsp. vesca
Lineage: Eukaryota; Viridiplantae; Streptophyta; Magnoliopsida; Rosales; Rosaceae
Exons: 1
Coding region: 1-561 (186 amino acids)
Biological process (GO): response to auxin
Source: RefSeq, a predicted model, not a curated record